CCCAUGGAACCAGGACAAACAACGUAGAUAUCCGAGCGCGGCCGAGCGCUCAUUUCCGUUUUCGAAUCCGACGUCACCUACUCUCAAAGCCCGUGUGUUUUGUGUUUCUUUGGGGCCACGAUGAUUAUCGCUAAUUUAACGAAAACUGGUCACGAAACCGCGCGAAUUCCUUGCGUAAGUUUUGCACAACGAACGAAGACUCUCGCCAUGCCGGUCUAUAAAGCCCCUCUUUCUCGAGCACGUUCAAUUAAGCGAGAAAUGAUGGUGAAAAUCAUAGCUGGCUAUCGUUUGUUAGUGUCGCAACGAUCGUCUUGGACCAAAUCGAUCGACUUAACCGGGGAAAGAAAACUGGACGAGACGGAUGGUCACAUAUAAACAAAAUAAAUGGCGUCGGCAUACUUGUAUUCCUGAAUAUGACAAAUUUUUACUUCUCGAGUGUUUUCCUUGAUUAAGGGCCACGAUCUUGAUAUUCCUUUUCUCGAAUCGGAAUAAAAUUUAAUGUUGAAAUUAUUGAAACUCAAAUUAGAUUUCUUCGUAUCUUAAAAAUAUCCAAAAUCGAAAGAUAAAAAAAUUAUUUACUUGUCUAACAAAUUAAAGAAGAAAACAAAGAAAAACAUAACAUUACGUGAUUAAUCAACCAAGCUUAAUUAAUAACUGUAAGUCACUAAGAGAAUCUUGAACAAAAUGGGCAUUCAAGAUUUGCAAGUCUUUUUGGAUAGCAAUUAUGUACAAGGUGGAUCUGUACCCGUGGAUCUGUUAAAAAUAGCACGUACCAUUACGCAAAGACAACAUAAUCGCGUUGGUAAAGCACAACAGUUACAUUCUGGAAAAUUAAGACUAGUCCUUGAUGGAGAGUGCUGUUUAGAUAGAUUAUAUGGAGGAUACUUUUCAGAUUGGGCUUGUGGAGGACAGUGGAAUAGAAUGUUGCAAUUUUUAGCUGUUCUUAUACAAGCAACAGAAAUGUCAGGUUUAGAAUUAGCUGUAUUCUUUAAUGGAUGUUUCGAAUCUCCUAGACGUGCUGACUGGGUUCUAAAUCAAUUACAAGUACGAAUUAAAGUAAAUAAUGUGUUAAAACAUAUUUCAACCAAGGGAACUCCACCACCGAAAAUUUGGUGGACCCCACCAGUUUGUUUAAGGACUAGUCUACGUAUGGCCUUGCGGCAUUUAAAUGUUACAGUACUAUGUAGCAUGGACGAUCAUCAUCAAGAAGUAAUUGCAUAUUGUCGAGAGAACAGUUUUAACGGCUUAAUUGCUGACGAUGCGGAAUAUGCUGCGUUCGAUCCUCCACGAUAUUUCUCGUCUGAACAGUUAAAACUUACGUACAAAGGCUCUCUCGACACCAAGGAGUACAUUCUUCCGGAACUUUUAAAAGCUUUGAACAUCCCUUCUGAUAGAUUAUGCUUGUUAGCCGCGUUACUUGGAAAUUAUAUUUUAACUGAGCAAGACUUAACCGAUUUUUAUAAGAAACUGAAUGUCAAUACCAACCUAAACAAAGUAAACGUCGAACACACGAUUAAAACGAUUGCUAAUUUUGUUCGGGAUUUACCAUCUGUCGAAUUAGACGUAGUUUCGCAGAAGGUUUUUGGAUCUUUGUCAGAUCCGAGGUGUUCGAAAUUGAGGCAAUCAGUUCAGUACUAUAUAAAUGGAACUAAAGACGGAUUUUUGCAUUAUAAACCAGUAAAACCAAAUAGAGUACAUAAGUUGGACCCGAAGCAAAGCGUGCAACAGUCAAAUUUAUCCGAAACGCCGUCAACAUCGGAAGCCGACUCGAAUUUAGAAACUUCAAGAUUCGCGUCCGAAACUGUAGAAAGCGAACGCGAGAGUUUAAACGCAUAUAAGCAAGCUACUGCAAAUGCAAAGUCCGCGCCACAAAUUGUGAUAGAUCCACCGGGUAUCCAGGGCCAUGGAGACGAUAAUAUUAGGACAGAGGAAGAACAAAACAAUGGACACGCUAUAAAUGGUACACACAAUCUUCUAAUUAGUUCGUCCAGUUCGAGCAGUAGUUCUUCCGCUACGUCUCCAUCUCACGCGACAGCUGAUUCGUCGAAACAAGCGGAGAAAACGAUGACUAUUCCCAGCACGGUACCAGAAGUGAUGCGUACUGCAUCUGAACGACAUCAAAAAGGCUUAAUGUCUCCUCAUAUUUAUCAAAUUCUCAUUGCCGGAGAGAUCAAAUUGCCCGUUCUUCUCGAAGACGAAAAUCAUCGCGAAUUUCCAUCGAUCCACCUUAUUUACAGACCCGUCAGGCAAAUGGUAUACGCGAUACUAUUCAAUCUUCAUCACCGAAUGUAUUUAGCUGCUAAGAGUAAAGAGAAGGGAGAUAGUGAAAAAAUUGAAGUCCCAGAUGUUGUAAUAAAGGAGUGGGUAUGGUCCAAAUCGAAUCCAUAUCUGACUCCAGAACCUGUAAAGGCAGAACAAAUUGGUUGGGGCGUUCCUACGAUUCAACGUUUAUGGUUUGGCACGGGCAUAGAUGACAAACGUCGUCGUUUACGAGGAUUCCUGACUUGUAUGAAAUCAGAUACACCACUUAUGUUAAACACUUCCUAUGUACCGCAACACCUUUUAGUCAUGGCUUGUGUAUUAAGAUAUAUUAUGUCGUUUUCGGAUAAAAUAAAGGUUCUACGUCGUUGGGAAUUAGACGCCUUUAUUGCACAAGCAUUUUCGCCAGAGCUUAUGAACGCUCAGUAUUUACAAGAUCUUCAGCUUCCUUUAGUAACGUCACGCGGAGUCCAAUUAGCUACUUUAUUCAUGGCUGGUGUUGAAACUGCUCUCUUAGCUAACGAUGCCUGUGGUGCACCGAUUCCAUGGUUAAUGUGCUGCCCGUGGUUAUAUUUUGAUGGAAAACUAUUCCACCAUACAUUGGCUCGUGCUAGGAUUGCGAAAAACUUACUAGAACUCUGUGGUGGUCACAUAGAUCGUAUCGUGAAAGUCGAACGGAUGAAAAAAGCUAUUUUAGAGGGUACCAACGUUAUUUUCGCUCGGGCACCUCCAGUUGGCCCAGGUAUUCGCAUGUCAGUACCACAGAAUAUUCUGGCCGCCGGAUGUACAAUUAACGACGGCUUAAUGCGCGGGAGAGGUAACGGAACUAUGCCUCAACGUGGAUUAAUGCGUCGCCCUAUACCUUCCCGUGGUGGACAGUUAGAAAUUGCCGGGGUUGUUGUUGGACAAUGGGGUCCAAACUAUGGACAACCUGGCCGCUUACCUCAGCCUCUACAGGGACAUCCUCGCGGGCGGCUCCCGCCACAGGUGACUUCAAUUGGUGGUCUCAAAUAUGGUCUCCCUCGUGGUUUCACCCCCAUGGGCCGGCCCACGUUCCAAACUCGAGGGAACAACCGUACACAAAUCGCAGGUCGUGGAAAAAAAACGCAGAUGAAGAUAACUGGUAAAAAGAAAACUCCAGUUAAGAAGAACAAAGAAUGCGAAAACAAAAAAGACAGCAGGGGGCGAGGCAAUAACGUUGAUGGAAUAACUGAUUAUAAUGACUCGAUUCCAAAUAUGAACACAAUAAAAGACGCACUGCCAGUACCAGGCCAAUUUGAGGACGCUGUAGAAAAUGGCAAAGGAAUAGAAAAAGGGCAGGGCGACGCGUCGCUGGUCGCUCCAGUCGCCGCAGAGAAUUAGGUAUUUAUACAUCACAUUUAUAUCGACUUUUAGACACUCCCGGAUGUGACUCAAGACUGCAAUCAAAAGGAUUUUCUUAGAGAAAAAAACAAGUGUGUGUAAACGAGUAAUGAUGCGCCAAUGACAUUUGAAAGUUGCAUCAUAAUUAUUGCAUAUGACACAAUUACUUUUAAUCGUGCAGAAAAUUGUUUUUAUAAACGAAAAGAAAAAAAGGGGGUUUAGAGUUCUUUUUCAUGUACCUUUGCUCUUUAAGGAAAAAGAGGGAAGAGAGAGAGUGUGAAAAAAGAUGUAUACACAAAAUUGCCUUGAAUUUUCGCACAAUGAGGAUGAUGAGGAAGACUUUUCAAAUGUUACGCGCAGAAUCACUCAACAAUGUCUAAAGCUCUGAUGGGGCCAAACUAUUUAAACUAAUGUAGAAGAAAAAAAGCAUCGUUAACGCGAUGUCAAGAUAUUGUAAAACCACAAGGAUGUAGACCCAUUUCCGACGUACACGAUACGAUGUCCUCACUGCCAAACGUACCAUUCAGCGUGUAGGAUAAGAGCGAAAACGAACAUGAUUUAAGAAAAAAGAAGAAAAUAUUUAAAAAAACAAUGAAAUCGUGCUUGUGCUAACACGAGCGUGCUUUUAGACUAUUACUACUCCGCUCGGAUCACCAUAAGGAUGAACUCGACUGAUUAGUGUAUGCGUGCGCUAAUUUUACUAAGAACGAGAACAAGUCGUCAACUGCUAUAAGUAUUUAAUUCUUAAGAAGUGUGAUUAUUUUUUUUACAAUGAAAAUAUAUAUUUUCCGGUAUUAUAUGAAAUGCUCGCAUUGACAGUCUCAGUACUCUGAUCUCUAAUAAUUGUAGGCACAAGACAGAAAUCGCAUGCUCUAAGACAUCACAGACGGACGAAUGGACAAAAUUUGGACUGGAGUGUAUCACGAAUAGUUUUACUGAGUUUUGUAGAUAACGCGAGGCAGGAUACUGAGACAUUCAUUAGCAAAUGGAGACUGAUGCUUUUCAUAUAGGUAAAAUAUAUAUUUAUAUAUGAUUUAGAUUAGAAAUUCCCGAUAGAUUACAUAUUAUAUGUAAGUUGUGAAUGAUUGUGUAUGAAUAUGUGUGCAAUAGAGUGCGAGGUGCGUGGAGUCACUGUAUGUGAGAGAAUUACAUAAGCGCGAGAGAAUAUUGUUUUAUUUGUGUGUGUGCUUGCGUGCGUGCGUACAACGUGCGCUCGUGUGUAUGUGUGCGUGUGUGUGUGGACGUGCGUACGUGUGUAGUAUGUGUCAGAGAGAAAGAGGGAGAGGGAGAGGGAAUAUGUUGUAGACGCGUGACUGUGAGAAUGACAUAUAAAGAAACAUAAGAAAUGUAUAUAAAUGUGGAAUGUUAACGCGUGUCCGUUUACGUACACACGCGUGGUACAUAAGAAAAUGAACGCGCGUGUACGUGAGCGAAUUGAUAUAUUUAUUUGUUGUUGUGUCGGUGGAGAAACGAAUGAAUGACUUUUGAACGAAUUAUAAAUUUCCAUGUAUGAUAUGUACUCAUGGGCACACGGAGGGCUCAUUGCGAGAGUAAUCGGCUUGAAUUUUUAUAAAAUAGAAAGACGAGGUUCUCUGAAAGAGUUAUUCUUGCGGAGGUCUUCCGGUAUCGCUUGGGAAAUAUGCUACACUAUGCAUUAUUCUAAUUCUAUUACCAGGUUCGAUAGUACCUCAUUUAAUAACGUAAAAAGAAAGCAAUAACUAGUUGCGCCAUAGAGAAGUAUCUAUCUUUUAUGAUUCUAUUGAAGAAUCUAAACGUGUUGUCUUCUUUUUCAUUUUUAUUUCUUCUUCCUCUUAUUCCGGAUAAACAUUUUAGGUAUUGUUGCCUUUUGUAGCAUAUUUUCGGAAGCAUAUGUGUCCCUCCUUUAAUUGUACAUACGAAUAAUUUAGAAACAACAGCGUAAGGUUGGUGUACAUAAAAGAGGAGUCUGGUGGCUUUGCGCUUUUGUCGCGCAAAGAACCGGUUCAAAUUAGGAGAUCAUCAUGUUAAAAGAAGAAGAUGAAAAAUACUAUUUAUGUGUAGAAUAGUCGAAAAGACGUUCUACCAAAGAUCAUUGGAGUUUGAAGGGUAAGGUGGGUUCUUUUAUCAGUAAAGUAUGAUAAUACACAUAUGACAGAGAUACAAGACAGCACGACAGAACACGAUUAUUUAUGGAAUGGAAUGAAAACAUAAACAGAAAGAGUAGGUAAAAAUGGUGUGAAGAAAGGAUAUGCGUCUAAAAUGCAGAGGUAAUUUAAAUUGAGUAAAAGAGCGAACGAAAGCGAGAGAGAAAGCGAUUGUGAGAGAGAAAACCAUUUAUUGAAAUAAUAUAAUGAGAGAUAAGAUAAAAAUGUUAUAUUUUUGUAGAUUUGUUAUCGCGUAAAAAAAUGCAUUAAGACAAUGAGAAACUUUAUAUAAUUUGAGCGACGGUUGAAUUGAGCCUGUGAGAAUUAAAGCGAAUGACUAAGAUCAUAGGAAGAAAGUGUAUUGUACAGAGAAUGAAAAAGAGAUUUAAAGGAAAAAAAGCAUAGAGGAAAAAAUGAAAAAGUGCUUUAGAAGAGACGAUAGUAUAUUGAACAUGUUUGACAUCCGUGAUUUAAUAGAAAAUCUCAUUAAUUCUUCUGUGUCUCCGAAGCUCUCAAAGUUCUGAGUUGCUUGCAAACAAAGAAAAAAGCUAAAAAACAAAAAAAUAUAAAACGUGAAAAAUAGGAAGGAUAUUUAAAAAAAAGAAGAAACUAAAUGUCAGCUUCAAUAUAAACUAUACCAGUGUAUGCAUAUAAUAAACAGUUUUCUCAACGCGAUUUGAAAAAUAGGCUGAAGAUUACAAAAAAAAAAAAAUAA
Molecule: messenger RNA, 6459 nt
Organism: Bombus huntii
Lineage: Eukaryota; Metazoa; Arthropoda; Insecta; Hymenoptera; Apidae
Product: constitutive coactivator of PPAR-gamma-like protein 1 homolog
Exons: 14
Coding region: 685-3621 (978 amino acids)
Cellular component (GO): nucleus
Source: RefSeq, a predicted model, not a curated record